This is a messenger RNA of Exophiala spinifera, 2574 nucleotides long. RefSeq lists its product as uncharacterized. Bases 1 to 2574 code for a protein of 857 amino acids. Gene Ontology annotation, molecular function: calcium-dependent cysteine-type endopeptidase activity. Gene Ontology annotation, biological process: proteolysis. NCBI's taxonomy places the organism in Eukaryota, Fungi, Ascomycota, Eurotiomycetes, Chaetothyriales, Herpotrichiellaceae. The transcript has 2 exons. The record is from RefSeq and is a predicted model, not a curated record.
AUGGAUGCCAAAUGGUCGAUACUCGAGCAGCAGGCGCUCUCCAUAGAACGAAAAGCCUCCAAGGCCGGCUCAACGGCGGAUCUCGAGGCUACAAUCAGAAGCGCCGAGUUGUACCUUCAAGCCCUUCGACUGGUCGACAGACCUGCUGAUCGUAAGAGACUCGACACAAAGUGUAAGGAACUCCUAGCACGAGCUGAGAAGAUCAAGAAUGGAUCACCUGUGGCUUCAAAAUCGUCCAGCAAUGUCCAGGUCAGGCGCGAACUCAAGGCACCUGUUUCAGCCCGCAAGCUUACGACGAGAGAAAACAUCAUCAUUCUCGAGGGCUCAAAACUAAAUGGCUUUGUUUUCAAGCCUUGGACACACGCACCUCAUCCGGACGAAUUCUUGUUACAAGAUGGUCAAGAACCGUUUACAGAUUCGUCGCUUCUUCCGCUUUCCGCAGAGCAACUGGAAACUUUUGGCGGCUGGAAACGGGCAGAAGAGGCUAUUCUUUCCAUUGACAACAAUACUACGGGACAGCGUUAUCCGACGAAAGCAAUGAUGCAAGCCAAUGAACCGAUGGAUUUGGUCCAAGAUUUAACAUCUGAUUGCUCAGUAGUCGCAAGCCUAUGUGCUGGUGUCUCCCGUGCACAGGCCGGUCAUCCCAAGAUCUUACGUUCAAUUGUUCAUCCAUACGACUAUGAAAAUGACCAGAUCUCGAUCUCGCCGAACAGGAAGUAUAUAUUACGGUUAUAUUUUAACGGUUGCUGGCGGAGGGUCGAAAUCGACGACUUUCUACCGAGCUCGAAGUCUUCCCGGGUGCUUCAUGUCAUAGACCGUCGAAAUCCCGGUCUGUUAUGGCCAGCACUGGUAGAAAAGGCUUAUCUCAAAGUACGAGGGGGCUACGACUUCCCUGGAAGUAACUCUGGCACUGAUCUUGCUGUGCUGACCGGCUGGCUCCCUCAGCAAGUAUUCUUGCACGAUGAGGGAGUUGAACCGGAUCGUCUAUGGGAAGAAAUAGCCACGAAUUUCAACGAGGGGAACAUGCUAAUCACCAUUGGCACUGGCAAACUUCCAAGCCGCGAGCAAAAGUACCUUGGACUCGCAGCAGAACACGAUUAUGCAGUCCUAGCCGUGUCAUCUAAUAAAGAUGCUAGGGAGAUUCUAGUCAAGAACCCCUGGGCGGAUGGCGAUGUCUGGAAAGGUGCAUCAAGAAGAAGACCCAACCAAGAGGACGGAGCUGGAGCAACGACGGACGACGAUAUGCUGCCUGGGACUUUCUGGAUGGAGUUCAACAGUAUGUUCAGCUAUUUCGAAAAUAUGUAUAUCAACUGGAAUCCUGGUCUCUUCACCAACAGAGAAGAUCUCCAUUUUUCAUGGCGGCAGCAAAAUCUUGAUCGAACUGGAAACGUUCUGGUAGACAAUCCCCAGUUUGCCAUUACCGCAGAACAAGACGUCGAAGUCUGGUUGCUUUUGAACAGACAUUUCAGAACAGGCGAUUACUCGCAAGCAACAGUUGGCAAAAAUGGCUACAUCAGCAUCUAUCUGUAUGAGCGCCAGGGAAGGAGAGUAUUAGCCAGUAGCGGGGCGAAAACAAGGGGACCUUUUGUCGAUUCCCCGAACACUCUGUUGCGGUUCAAGGCUACUGCACAGACCGCUUAUACGGCUGUCGUGGUUUCUCAAGAAUUACCUCCUGGUAAGAUAAAUUUCACUAUAUCAGCAUUUUCGAAGGGCCCAGUCACCGUGUCAGAAGCUCGACUCCAGUAUCCUGAAAGAUUCAGCAUUGAAUCAUCGUGGACUAGAUCAACCGCUGGGGGCAAUUCGGACUCUCCUCAUUACCUGACCAAUCCACAAUUUCGGUUAAGUCUCAGCGGCAAGCAGCGCUUAGCUUUGCUUCUCCGUGUCAAGAGCGGCAAGAAUCAAGAAUCGAACAUUCAUGUCAAAAUGCUGCUUGUAUUCAGCGGUGGGUCAAGGAUUGUGCGUCUUCGACCACGAGAUGUGCUCGCACACUCCGGGGACUAUCGGCAUGGGAGUGCUGUCCUGGAGACGGAACUGGAUGGCGGCAACUACACUAUCAUCUGCUCGACUUUCGAUACCCACCAAAAUGCUGACUUCACGCUUGAGCUCUGCUCCAGCGAGAAGACUCCUUUAACGCAACUUCCCCCCGAAAGUAGCGGGCGACUUAGUAUCAAGAGCGCACCCGCGGUCUUCGGUAUGAACACAGAUCGACUACUGGCCCCUCUCACUAUCAAAAGGAUGAGUUGUGUGACAUUUGUAGCCCGGCACGAAGUGCCCCCUGCAAUUGCACAGUCACUGUUCAAGAUGACGCUUGAGCAAGGUCAAGGACCGUACAAACAGGUGUUGGCGAGCAGCAAAGUUGACAACGAAGAGUUUACUAGUGUCUCUUCCGGCCUUCGCGUUGGGGACGUAGACCUUCAGCCUUCCAUGUGCAGUCUUGGAACUGGUGGCCUGUGGUUAGUACUGGAACGAUUGGCUCAAGGACAAGCUUCUUCUCCCAAGGUCGAGACCCUUCAAGUCGAAGCGUUCACUGACGAAAAACUCGAGGUGGGCCCCUGGGGUCUGGGCGAAGGGUAG